AUGUCCAUCUUGUCGUGCCGUGUGUUGUUUCUGUUGGCCAUUGUGCUCUGCUGUGUUGGUGUGGCUCAUGCUACUUCAGGUCACGCAGAAUUUGUUAAGGAAGCACAAGAGAAGUUUAGGGAGACUUUGAGACUGAAUGAGGAGUGUGAGAAAGUCGCAACCUCCACAGAAGACGCCGCGCAUAAAGCUCAAGCAUUUGCUGAAGAAAUUUUAUUAUCACUCCAAAUAAUUGCUGCUGACCCAGAAGAGGUGAAGAAAAGGAAGAGUGAAGGUCGUGAAUUCAUCGAUAAUACAACACAGGCUGCAGCUGAAGCAAGAAAAGUGGCCAGUAAAACUUCAGAAAGUGCAGAGGAAACUUUCGAAAAAGCCACCCUUGGUCUUCUACGAGAAAAUGCUGAGGCGGCAUUCAAAGCAGUUGAAGAUGCAGACAAAGCGGUACAUGCUGCUAACACUGCUAUCGAAAAUGCGGAAACUCAUGCUAAACGUGUGGAGGAGGCAAUUAACCAACUCGACGCCGCAGUUGUUGCUGCCAAGAAGAAGGAAGAAAAACAGUUGGAGACUCAGCAGCACCCACAGACAAAGGAAACUUCUCUUGGUGAGCAGCAAGGCCAUACAGACGGAAAUAAGACGGAGCAAACACAGGAGAAACAAAAAGAGAAACAAAAACAGCACUACCGUUCUACUUUUACUAUUAAUAUCCACGGAGAUAAUCUCGAUGCCUUACUCAAUGGUGCAGCGAAUAACAGUGGUAUGGCAUUAAAUGACGGCAGCAGCAGCCCU
This is a messenger RNA of Trypanosoma theileri, 780 nucleotides long. RefSeq lists its product as uncharacterized. Lineage: Eukaryota; Euglenozoa; Kinetoplastea; Trypanosomatida; Trypanosomatidae. The record is from RefSeq and is a predicted model, not a curated record. The transcript has a single exon. The annotation marks the transcript as partial.